Messenger RNA from Grus americana (Whooping crane), 9409 nucleotides. RefSeq names its product NHS actin remodeling regulator (gene NHS). The record is from RefSeq and is a predicted model, not a curated record. The transcript is spliced from 5 exons. The coding region runs from base 1952 to 5848 and encodes 1298 amino acids. NCBI's taxonomy places the organism in Eukaryota, Metazoa, Chordata, Aves, Gruiformes, Gruidae. Gene Ontology annotation, biological process: cell differentiation; lens development in camera-type eye.
CCCUGACAUCCCUUUGCUCUUUCCCACGUCUAUCGGCGGUGCCCAACCUUCCUGCAAGACAGGCUGCGGGGUUCAGCAUGGUGCUGGGGAGGGCUGCAUGCCCACAGGACAGCUUCAGCCCCCAACCGAGGGGCUCUGGGCUUUUGGGCUUGCAGCACGUCUGUCCCACAGCAUCACGCUGACAAGUCCCCAUCUGCUCCUCCAUCAUCUCCGUGAAUCCUCCCAGCGACGGCAACGCCGUCCUGGUUCCCCUCCGCCCUGGCAGCGUAGGUGACACCGCACAGUGCCGCCAGCUCUGCCCGCCCGGGGAGGUGGCAGCCGGGAGCGGGUGUCCCCGCCGCCAGGACGGUGCUUCUGGCCAGCCGGGUCCCCAUGGGAGGAAAGGCGUCGCACCGGCAGAGCUGCCUGCAUAGGCCCUGCCGGGCUGGAGGCUGGGAGCCGGCGGGUCGGGGUGGCAGAUUGGGCACUGCCGAUAGAAAUCCCCGCGGAAAGUCACAGACGGCGUGGCACAUUUCCGUGAGGUGAAGCCGGUGUGAAAAUGAUGCUCCUUCUAGAUUCGGUCUAGGCCCCUGACUGGUGUAAGCUUUCUAACAUGGCUAACGUCACCUAAUGCAGAUCAGAGGAGAGUUAGGUCUGGGACCAAUGUUAACUUUUCCAGUAAUAGCCAUUUUUGCCUAGACUCCACCUGCCAUACAUUGGAACCAAAUUUCCACUGAUCAGUUUUACAGAUCAAGAAUGGGGCAUUGGUGGUUACAGGACAGCUGUCUGAAGCCUCUAUUUCACUGUAGUAGAUUUCAAGAAGAACUUUUACAAGAAAGUUACUUUUUAAUGUUUUACAUUGUUAUGUAGUGUAAUAUGUACGUGUAUGUCUGUGUAUAAUUAUGUUUCCUAUAAUUAUACGCUAUUAAAAUAGAGCUUCUUAUCAGGAUUUUUUUGUUGUUGUUGUUUCCUUUGGUUUGGUUUAGUUUGUUUGUUUUUCUUAAGAUUACAAACCACCGUACCAGCGAUCCUUAUGUUAGUGUUUUUAUGGACCUGGCACGUUUUUUCUGACCUGUCCCUCAUCAACUUUAGAGAGCAUGGGUGUACAGUUGCCCAAAAAGCCAGCACAGAUGGACGCUGGUCUUCUGGUGGGCCUCCUUUUAACUUUAUUUUGACAACACAGUGUAAAAAACCAAAGUGAAAGACACUUCCCUGUGUUAAUGCCAUGCAAACAUAAAGAAAAUGAGGAAUUCCUGCCUGUUCUGUGUGACCGUGGUCGUAAAUUAGUGUGCCCGUGAUCUUGGGCUCCUAAAUCCAAACUGAGGAUCUGGAUGGACUACGUGACCCGAUUCCCAGAGUGGACUCCCGUGCACCCCACCGUGUGCUGAGCACUUGGGGAAAUCAGGCCACUUACUGGCGCAUGCAAAUAAAUAGCAGCUGCCUGUUUAUGUCACCCUUGGCCGUGUAGAUCGUCACAAAGAAUGCUCUCUAAACUUGGACGGGGACUCGGCCCCAUUUUAGCUGUCUCCUUCCUUUUUGAAAUGUUACCCCCCUUGGCAUAUUGGUCUCCUAAGAAGCGCCCAACUACUGCAAUAUGGUGUUAUAACUUUAAAUUGUUUUCUUAUGCUUAGUUGCUUACAAUAAGUCAGGCUAUAGCUGAACAGAUUACUCUUUGCAGACAAGUUACUGUCAUUGUCCCUAUGACAGAUGGAUAAAUAGCUAUAAGAAAGAUGCCCUGUUACCAAGAGCUCUCAAGUCGAUUUUCCUUCCUGAUGUUCUGUUCUUUUCUUUUUCUUUUUUUUUUUCUACUCCUUCUGUUAUUUUUGGCAGACCAGGCUGCUGAGGGGGAGCUGGAAUUAGAAGUAAAACUGUGAUAUACUGUGAUAUAAUUUACAUAAGAGCUACAUAAGGGCUCCCUUAUGUUUAUUCACAGGCUUAAUCCAAGCUCACAUACCUCCACUGUGUUCCAGCCAUGAAAUUUUGUUUACUAUUUCUAAAGGCUAAUGAGACCUAUUUAUGGGUUGCAGGAGUUGGUUUUGACAGAGAGGCUAGUAUACGCUGCUCUCUUGUUCAUUCACAAUCUGUACUACAGCGGAGACGAAAGUUGAGGAGGAGGAAAACCAUCUCUGGCAUCCCCAGAAGAGUGCAACAAGAAAUAGAUUCAGACGAGUCGCCGGUGGCGAGAGAGCGCAAUGUGACUGUGCAUGCAAACCCGGACUUCUCCGGCUCCGGCAGCAGGAGGUCGGGGACCCGGGACUCGGAGUGCCAGACGGAAGAAAUCCUGAUAGCCGCUCCCUCACGGCGGCGGAUCCGCGCCCAGAGGGGACAGAGCGUCGUCGCCUCGCUCUCCCACUCUGCCGGCAACAUCUUGGUGCUGGCGGACAACGGGGAUGCUGUCUUCGCUGCCGCUGUCAGCAACCGCAUCCGCUCGCGCAGCCUUCCUCGCGAGGGCGCCCGGGCCAGCGAGGGCCAUCAGGAUGCCGCCACCAAGAGUGCAGGGUACGAAGCAGAACGCUUCUUAGCCGGUCAGGAGAGGAUCCCAAAACAGGGGAAGGAGGUUUUGAGCAAGCAGGGUUCACAAGAGCGCCAGCCCAUCGGUUUAACUUGUCCUCAGCACCUGCACAGCCCUGAACACAGCAUCGGCGAGAGGGGGAGGUCGCGGCUGUCAAGGACGGCCGAUUCGGGCAGCUGUGAGAUUUCGUCCAACUCGGACACCUUCGGGAGCCCCAUUCACUCUAUCUCCACAGCAGGCGUCCUGCUCAGCAGCCACAUGGACCAGAAAGAUGACCACCAGUCCUCCAGUGGCAACUGGAGUGGAAGCAGCUCCACAUGUCCCUCCCAGACAUCCGAAACCAUUCCUCCUGCCGCCUCUCCUCCGCUGACUGGCUCUUCGCACUGUGACUCCGAGCUGUCGCUCAACACCGCUCCCAACGCCAACGAGGACUCCAGCAUCUUCAUCACAGAGCAGUUUGGUGACCACGUGGACAAGGUCAGGGGCCACAGGGCGAGCUCUUUUACCUCCACCGUGGCGGAUUUACUGGAUGACCCCAACAACAGCAACACGAGCGACAGCGAGUGGAACUACCUGCACCAUCACCACGACGCCUCCUGUCGCCAAGACUUCAGCCCCGAGCGCCCGAAGGCGGACAGCCUGGGAUGCCCCAGCUUCACCAGCAUGGCCACCUACGACAGCUUCCUGGAAAAAACCCCCUCUGACAAGGCAGACACUAGCUCACACUUUUCCGUGGAUACUGAAGGAUACUAUACCUCCAUGCACUUUGACUGCGGACUCAAGGGUAAUAAAAGCUAUAUUUGCAACUAUGCAGCCGCAGGCUCUGAGAGCGGCCAGACCGGGAGCGUGACCUCCAGCCUGCCUGACUGCGCCUGGCAGGAGUGCAUGAGCCACAGGAGGCAGGGACGGCAGAGCAUCUCGCUGAAGAAACCAAAGGCAAAGCCAGCCCCACCAAAACGCAGCUCAUCUUUGAGGAAAUCGGAGGGCAGCACCGACCUUCCUGACAAGAAAGAACCAAAGAUCGGCGGCGGGCAGCACGUCUCUCACACCACCAGGGAGAUGAAGCUGCCCCUUGAGUUUUCAAACACACCUUCCCGAGUGGAAGGCCCCAACCUGCCGGCCAAGCAGGAGCUCCCCUGGGUGAACCAGGGCGAUGGCGGGUUGAAGGACACUCCGUUUGACACCGCCGAUAUCCCCUCCUUUAAAGACGAAGGUGCUGAACAACCUCACUAUGCAGACCUCUGGCUUCUGAACGACUUGAAGUCCAGCGAUCCUUACAGGUCCUUGUCCAAUUCGAGCACCGCUACGGGUACUACAGUCAUAGAGUGCAUCAAGUCACCGGAGAGCUCCGAAUCCCAGACGUCCCAGUCUGGGUCACGAGCCACCACCCCAUCCCUCCCCUCCGUGGAUAAUGAGUUUAAGCUGGCCUCCCCCGAGAAGCUGGCGGGGUUAGCCUCACCCUCCAGCGGGUACUCCAGCCAGUCGGAGACGCCCACCUCUUCUUUUCCGACCGCUUUCUUUUCGGGACCCUUGUCUCCAGGGGGGAGCAAGAGGAAGCCGAAAGUACCGGAGAGGAAGUCAUCGCUGCAGCAGCCACUCUCGAAAGAUGGCACCGCCUCGGUAAGCAAAGACCUCGAACUUCCGAUUAUACCUCCUACUCACCUCGACCUAAGUGCUCUUCACAACGUCUUGAGCAAGCCCUUCGCUCACAGGCACCAGCUGCAUGCCCUCAGCCACAGCAAGCAGAGCGCGGUCGGGGAAGCCCUGCAUCCCAGCCCUCCCUCCGCCCUCGCCAUCACGCCCUCCGUUCUCAAGUCUGUCCACCUCCGGGCAGUCAACAAGCCUGAAGGAGGGAAACAGAAGGGCAGCGCCCCAGACCUGCUCUGCAUACAGGAAACUGCCCUGAUGGCGACCGACGUUUCUCCAGGCAAAAUGAGGCCGCUCUUAGCUAAGAAACCGGUAUCGCGCCAGUACUCCACGGAGGAGGCCAUAAUGUCAUACAUUGAUGCUUCCCCAGCAGAAGGGGGCCCUGGAAAGCCGCUUUUAGAGAAAAGCUCCUCUUUCGGUGGGCAGAAUAGCUGCGAGCGAGAAGCUGUAACUUCAGCAAGCGUGGGUCUGGUUGACAUCAAACCCGUGAAGGACCAAACACACCUGGCUGCUGAGCACUUGCCAGAAAGUGCUCUGAAUCAGACGUGUGCCAUCUCCGUGGACGGGUUUCAGAAGGGCUCGGCUGUCCUCACGGGUGAUGACGAAGCAAAGAAACCUGGCCGUGGAGCAGAAAUGGAGCACAACCUUCAGCAAGUGCAGGCUCAGCAAGAGCUGUCUGCAGGCGGCGAGGGGAGGCUGGAAGCUGGGCCUGCGGGUGAAAGCCCAGGUCAGGCUGAGGGAGCAGCCAUCGGCGAUCAGCUUAAGCACCAACCCGAUGUAAGCCACCAUAUGCCUGGGAAUAUCGGCUACGAAGCAGAGACGGCAGCAGUGAACUCACUCGGUGAAGCGAGUUGCAAGCAGGAAAAUGAUAUCGCAUCAGGUAUCCCAACCAAAAGUGCCUCUGAUGACAGCAGGGCGGACGAGACAGCAGGCAGCACGGAUGAGCCUUCGCUGAAAGAGUCUUCUCCAAGCGACGAGUCCAUCGUGUCUCCGCUGAGUGAGGAGUUGCAGGCUGAUGCUGAGGAUGUCUUUGUGUCUCCAAACAAACCCCGCACUACCGAGGAUCUGUUUGCAGUCAUUCACAGAUCAAAAAGGAAAGUUCUUGGGAGAAAGGAUUCUGGAGACCUUUCUGUAAGAAACAGAUUGAGAGCUUCGUCUGGGACUGGCAGCCAGCUGCCCGCCAGCAGCACGCUGCCCGCCAGCAACGUGCCACCAGCCAGCAGCGUGGGUGCUCCCAUAAGCAGUCAGAGGUCCCCUGGGCUCAUAUACAGGAAUGCCAAAAAGUCCAACACCUCCAAUGAGGAGUUUAAACUACUGCUCCUUAAAAAGGGCAGCCGAUCCGAUUCCAGCUACAGGAUGUCCGCCACGGAAAUUCUGAAAAGUCCUAUUUUGCCCAAGUCUCCUGGAGAGCUGACGGCGGAUGCCCCCCAAAGCCUAGAGGAGUCUCCCCCCACGACGAGCCCCGAUGCGUUGUCCCCUCUCUCCCCCUGCUCCCCCAGGGUCAACACAGAAGGAUUCUCCUCCAAGAGCUUUCCCAUGUCGGCGUCUUCGAGAGUGGGGCGCUCCCGGGCGCCUCCGGCAGCCAGCAGCAGCCGGUACAGCGUGCGCUGCAGGCUGUACAACACGCCGAUGCAGGCCAUCUCCGAAGGAGAGACAGAGAACUCGGACGGCAGCCCCCACGACGAUCGGUCUUCUCAGAGCUCAACGUAGGCUGUGUGGGUGCCAGGGCCAGGCUGCCGACACCGCUCGGGCUCUGUAAGGAUGUGAAUAUAAGAGGCCAACGCUGUAGCAGUCAAAAAAAAAAAAAAAGAAAAAAAAAGAAAAAAAAAUUGCAGGGCAACAUCAAUGCUUAAAUGUGUUUGUGUUUGUAAAAGACGCUGGGGAAAGAGAGGACUACAGCUGUAGCUAUUUAUUACAUUACAUUUUCUAAAAGGAGGAAGAUACGCUAUGUCUGUUCUGUUUUCUUUUGGCUUCAUUUGGUUUAUCCCACUCUCAUUUCCAUUGUCACUGUAGAUUUCAAGGCUAUACACUUUCCAUAGAGUUAAAAGUGACUUUGGGGUUUUUUUUCCGAGAAGUUGCGCAUCUAGAAACAAAUCCUUCACUGUAGUGCUUCCCUAGGGAGAAAAAAAAAGAAAAAAAAAUGCUCUUGAGGAUUGGUAUUUUUCUACACUAAAAUGAGCUGAAACAAAAUUUAGAAGAAAUUAACAAAGCAUAUGUAAAUACCAUAUUUUUGAUAAAAAUUUGUAAAUAGAAUUAUCAGAAAAGUGGACAUGUGGCAAACGAUUUACUGCAUAACAACUUUGUUUAUAGAAGACAAAAGAAGUCAAAUGUAAUAACUGUAUUCUGUGAAUACCAUUUUCAUAUCAAACAUAAAAAAUUCACAUGGCCACCGAUAACCACUUUCAGUGCGACAAGCCUGAAGGACGACAUUGAGCAGUGGAAAGGAGGAAUUCCCCGCUUUAGCUGAGGAAAUGGAAAGGCUGACUGCGAUGGGAAUUAAAGCAACCAUUUGUCUUUCUAAGGCAGCUCCGAAGAAGCUAACUGGAAAGCGCAGCUGGGAGGGUUACCGUGAGGAUCGGUGGGGAAGGCGAGCGUGCUUCCGACAGAACCGAGUCGUGUGUGAUGCAAAGCCCCAAAGGGUCCCAUCCCACAGCCUCCCCUGGGCCUUUACUCUUGCAGGGAUCGCUUCUAGAGAGGAUAGAUGUGAGAAGAAAUAGUACUUAACUUUCAUAUUCCUAUUAGGCUAUUGGGAUACAUAACACGGUCAUAACCUGGUAACUAUAAUCUUUAAACACGGUUAGUUUCUGGUUCGUAAAGGAAACAAAUUAUAAGCAUGCAAGAAGCGCUUUCGAUUUAUCAGUAAAUAUCCGCGAUGAGUUUUCAGUGAAGCUUUCUCUUUGUGCUGAUGAGAUUCAUGCUACCUAAAUAUUUACAAAAAUGACACUGUGAAAACGUAGCUGGGAAAUAGGUAUGUGUAUGCAUUAUUUAUAUUCAUUGCUGAGCUGGGAAGGGGAAAGCUCUGGUUCGUUGUGCCAGCCACGUACAGUUGGGAUCUCGUCUGGGUUUACCAGAAGUGCGGAACAGGGUGGGGGACAGGGGUGGGGUGGGAAAGGAGACAAAUCAAAGCAGCUGCUUUGAUACAAAUGAAGGCAGGGAAAUAAAAGCUGAAUUACUUGAAGUUACUUGAAUUUUCUCGUCUUAAAACUGCAAGAACAUGUACUUUUAAAACUUAACCCGUGAGUCGCUUUAUACUUUUAAUUUUUAAACGGAAUAAAACCAACAGGCCUGAUUCUCCUUUGGGCCACCACGGUUUCCAUCGAUGUAGCCCCGUCCAUGCUACAUGGAGAAGGCGGCCCUCUUUGUCCAAAAUUGAUGCAGUUGGUGUUGGUUGCCGUAGGAAAUGGUUUGGAGUAGAGGAAAGGUUAGUGCAGAGAAAAUAGCGCGAGGAGGAAUGCGGUGUGCAGUAGGACAGGUCGAGUAGGAUGGCAGAAAAAGCGUACUUUGGUGCUACAGAAAUCAACUAAAAGCUGGCUUUAAGCAUAAGUAAAGGAUAGGGAAGCGGGAUGUGUGAAAUGGGUUUUUACUAGGUUUUUUGCUUUUAAUCAUGUAAUGCAUAAAGCUGAGAGUUUUUAAAAGUGGGCAGAGCAUGUUUUAAAGAGGAAGGUUCUACCUAAAACUGUUACGAUUUUGAAGAGUCUGAGCACGUCAGAAUGGUUUAACAAAUCUCGAAAGUUAUUCCCCACGAGGUUCACGUCCAGUUUCGUCCAGCGCUUACCACAAGCAAUGUGUUAUUCAGGGUUUCCUACCGUCCUCCUGUGCAGCCUGGUUGCGUUCGGUGUGCGAGGUGGAGUCGCUGUGCAUCCGGUACGUGCGUUGGGUAGAGGGGUGGUCUGUCAGCCGAAGAGCUGCAAAUUCAGGAAGUCUAAAUAAUCUAAAAGUCUAAAAGAGUUUUCAAAAAGGUGAUGGGAGCAAGGGUUUGGAAAUAAAAGGCUAAUCAUGUUAGUAGUUCAGUUAAGAAAGUAAGUCUGAACACCAGCCAAAUGAAUGAAUGAGAAUGUUUUAAGAGGAAACGUUGAGCAUAUAGCAAACCACUUUCGGGAGAACAAGAGUAAAGGAAGUUUAGAUAUUGGGCAGAAAAUCCUUAGUUUGUCAUCUUCAGUCAUUUUCCUUAAAAAAUUUACCAGGAGCACUUUUACGACAUGUUUUAUAGUCUUGAGUUAGUCAUUCGAAACUGUAAAGAGAAUACAGCUGAACUGACUUUGAUCACUUUUUAUUACCCAUCAAUAAUUUCACAGAGACCAUAAAUAAAUAUAUCCACACUAAAAAAAAAAUUUUGACUGGAAUGGUGAGGCAAUACUUCACGUACAAAACGGCCACAGAACAAUCCCGUUAAAAUAGAGUCUUACUUCUUUUGUUUCAUUUCCUAGUUUAUAUUUAGCAGAUUGAAACCCAAAUAAAGAGAGCUUCUAAAUCCACUAUGACGAACAGAGUUCGUAACAAACGUGGGAGUCAGAGGAAGACGAGUGGCGGGGACCCCUGUAGUGUUGCAGGCGUGCCAUUGAGGCACGGGAGGACAAGCUGUAGAGCGAAGGGAACAUCACUCACCUCUUGAGACGGGGUACCGCACGUGCAUCAGGUAACCGCUGAACCGUCAUUUCAACCUGCUGUUCCGUUGUUUGCACUGAUGUUAUGGAAAUGAUUUCUGAAGUUAUACAGCUGUGUGUUCUGAAAAAUAACAUUUUCCCCCUUUUUUUUUUUUCUGUUGUUGUUGUUGUCGUGGCAGCAUAGAGGACAUGGAAUAGGUGUAGCAAAUAAAGCAUAUGUUUGCUUUUGCCAAAGGUCAGUGAUUGAGUGCAUUUGCUGCAAUGGUGGCAGAUAGAGAAAUACUGUAGGUUAUGACUUAAAGAAUUAAAAAAAAAAAUUAAGAAGGUUACAGUGUAACUAUUUUGGUACUAGCACCAGUUCAUGCUGGCAGAAAAGACAAUGGUUUAUGGACUUGCAUCCAUUUUGUAUUUUUGUAAUAUUUGUAAAUACGAACUUUUUAAAUUGUUGCAAAGAUGGUUUCUUUUGUAAAAUGUUUUCAAAGUUUACAUUAAAUCCAAGCCUUUGUAUAUUUUAGAGCUGUGCAACACUUUAAGUCUUGUAUUUAUUUUUAGUAAAAACGGUGACAGUUUCAUUGUGAACCCCUCUCAAAAAAUGUGUCGGAAAAGUUUGAUUACCUAGAAAGUGUGUAUAGAAACUGCAAAUAAACGUGACUGCAAUUAAAUCACA